UUCACUUACCCUCAGCAGGGAAGUGCAGCAGGUCAGACGGGACCUGAUGGAGAACUAAUUUGGUGUGAGAGCUGAACUCAUCAAAGUCAUGAUUCAGUUGAACUGUUUUAUUCAUCUGAUAGGAUUUUGUUUUUCAUUUUGAUUGUGAAAAUGAGAGAAUGUCAACGUAUCUCCUGGAGGUCGCUUCAACUCGGGAUUCUGUUAAUUUUCUGUGCAAGUCUCAGCCACAGCAGCUCAGGUGCUAUCACCCUCAUCAACCCGCACAAAUCUCCAGUCUCAGUCCACCCUCUGAGGGUUCAGUUCUCCUGCAGUAAGUCAUCGAUGGUCUACCUGCAGGUUCUGGUCACUUUCGACACUGGAACUACCUCUAAAAUCAUUCAGAGACAGUGGGAGUGUUUUCCUGGUGGCCACAGAACUCAUGUUGUUAUGAUGCACCUCCCGGACUGGUUGGUGUAUCGACCUGACUGGAAGAUCCCGAUGUCUGACUGGGUGCUCAGCUGUUUCGUCCGUGUCUGGAUGAGCAGCAGGGAAUCUUCUGAGCCGAGUCGGGAGUCUUUAGCCACUGUUGUGGAAACACUCACCAUCCUCAAUCCUCUGAGUCGAACGUCUAAAGAGCACCUGCUGUGUCCGAGCUGGGAGACGGAGAUGCUCUGGAAGGCUCGCAGAUGGACAUCUGAGUGUCCGGUGGAAAAUGAAGUGGCCACUUUGCUCUCCUCGCUCUUCGGAUCCACUGGGGAGAACUUUGGCAUCACUAAAACCCUCCAGCCGUACACGAGCAGCUUGCUGGAAGGACAGCGCCUCAAAGCCAUUAUGUUUCCAUGGUGUGCCUUCUCUCUUUGGGUGUUCUUAGACCGACAUUGUAAGGAGCACCUGUGUGGGGUUUUACACCACAUCGGCGCCAAGGACAAUUACGCCAGUCCGUCUCUGUUUCUCACACGUACAGGCCACCUCCAUGUGCAGCUGGAAUUAGAGAACGGUUCACCAUCAGCCUUUCUGUCUUCCUUCACGCUUCCUUUGCACCAGUGGUGCUUUCUGAAUCUGGAGCUGACAGGAAGAAUGGGGAAAAUCAUAGCAGUGUGUAUCGAGGGAGAUGAACAGCUGGUUGUCCACAUGACAGAAUACACGUUCAGUUCAACAGUAAAGAUGGAUGAUACAGACGGAUAUUUUGUGGUUGGUGGAGGUAAAUAUUCAAGAGGCAUCGAAGGGUUUUAUGGUCCAGUGACGUAUUACAGAACAAGAACUCCAUCCUUAAACCUGUCUGAGCUCCAGCUUCCUGAGAUGCUUCAGAUGGUGAAUAUAUCUGGAUGGUUUCAAUCCUGUCAGCAAUUUCAGUCUGAACUUGAACACAAAUUAUCUGAGUAUUGGUAUGAAAAGACACAGAGAGAGAAGUGUGUGGAUGUAUAUACAGAGCUGACACUGAAAAACCAUCCAGCAUCCUCAAGGACACGGUGCAGCUCUAAUGAAGCUCUACACAGCCCUCAGACACGACCAGUGGCUCGGCUAGUUCAGGCCAUGGUCAACAAAUAUGACCGUGUGAGUCCAGAAGCCGUCGGUCGAGCUUUGUACGCUGCCGUGCUGCGUAAGAUGGAGACAGAAGAGAGUGUUAAGAUGAUACGCAGGAUGAUGCCUUCUCUACUACAAGCAGGGUGUUUAGGAGACCAGCGAGCGCUCCAUCUGGCUUCUGUGCUCUACAGCAGUGGACUCGGGAUUAAAAAACAACCCUACAAGGCCUGGCUGCUCUCAGUAUUGGGAGCUCAGAAGGACUGGAGGCUGGCUCUUCUCCGGCUGGGGCACCUGCACCGUGUUGGUGAUCAGCGGGUGGAAGCCGACCCUGACCUCUCCUUUGCCUACUAUUCCAACAUUGCCAGGCAAACCUCAGCUGACCGUCUCAAGCCUUCCGCACACCAGAUGUUUGUCGAGCCAAUAUAUUUGAAUGACGAGGAAACCCUGAAGGCCCAAACCAAUGAGGAACACGACAUCUUCCAGUGGCUGAAACUCCAGGCACGCAACGGUGUAGCAGAUGCAGAGCGAACAGUGGCUCGGAUGCUGUUCUGGGGUCAGCAAGGCGUAAAUCCGGAUAUCCAGACGGCUGUGAGACACUAUGAAAGAGGAGCCACAAGAUUGAAAGACCCUGUGUCUAUGUACGACUACGCCAUCGUUCUGCUCAUGGGCCAAGGAGUUCCAAAAGAUGUCCCAAAAGCUGUCACCUUCCUGAAAAAAGCAAUGGAACAGGGUUUCGCUCCAGCCAUCACGGCCUUGGGUUGGUACUAUGAACAGUUUGAGAAGAACUAUGAGCGAGCGGUGGAGCUCUGGGAGCAGGCUGACCAGCUGGAGAAUCCAGAUGCUGCUAUGAAUUUAGGAGUCCUUCACUCUCAAGGCCUUUAUCCUGGACAACCUGCUGACAAAGUUAAAGCGUAUAGGUACUUUCUGAAAUCCGCCCAGCGAGGCCUCAUAAACGGGGGAAUCGAGCUAGCCGAAAUUUGGAGUCGAGGUAUUCCAGGACAUGUACUGCGAAAUCCACCAGAUGCUGUUCUAUGGGUGAAGUGGGCAUCUGAACAGAAUGGAUAUCUUGGUUUGGCUUUGAGGAAUGGCUUGAAUGAGUAUCUGAAGGGGAACUGGUUCAUGGCAUUGGUUCAUUAUCUGAUGUGUGCCGAGUGUGGAUUUCAAGCAGCUCAGUUUAACGUAGCGUUCCUGUGUGAACACAGUCCUCAUGGAUCCUUGAAUCCAGCCUUUGUGACGCAGUGUAUGUUACGAUACUACAAUCUCUCCAUUCAGAGCCAAAAUCCUUCAUCGUAUGCUUUGGUGAAAAUGGGAGACCUGUUCUAUGAGGAGCACACUCUGGGCAAAAGAGACCUUGCAGAUGUAGCUGAGAUGUACAAAAGAGCAGCGCUUAAAAAUGACCCCCAGGGUUGGUACAGUCUGGGGCUGCUUGUUCAGGAAGGUUACAGAAUACCAGCCAUGGUACUCUCUGAACUUAAUCUUCUGCAGCAUUAUUUUUCAGACAAAUACAGCCUUCUCACAAACUUGUACCACAGAUGUCGAGAAUCUAACAGUAAUGAGGCGUACCUCCCUUGUACUCUUGCUCUAUUUACUGCACACUUAGACUCCAUACAAACACAUGGACCUACUGCUGUGAAGCUCCUGAGCGCCGUGGCGGUUGCCAUCGCUACUCUCUCCUUUUUCAAACUCGGCCCUGUGAUCCUCCGACAGAGGUCAGCGUCAGACCAAGAGAGCUCAGGAUCGUCUGAGACGCUAGAACAGGAUGAGACUCCUGCAGACUGAGUGGAGUUCAGCAUUAGAGACAAACCAUAAAGGAAACUGACCAAAGCACAUGAACGAGAAAGAACAAAUUAAGGAAUUGAUUUAGCCAAUGGUUUGAGACUUUAUUGACAAAAGUUUAUGGACACCUGACCAUAAGAUUGAUAUGUGCCUCUUUUUGAACAUUCCAUUCCACAUUAAAUUUCCAUUUGCUGUUAUAAUGAGCUCCACUCUUUUCACUAGAUUUCACUAGAUUUUGAAGUGUGCUUGUGGAGAUUUGUGUGAGAUUCAUUCAGCUACAAAGUCAGGAACUGAUCUACUGUAGGUGAGAAGGAAAGGAUGCCUGGGGUGCAGUCAGCAUUUACAUUCAUCCCAAAGGUGAUUAAUAGGGUUCAGAUCUCUUUAGCAGGAGAUCUUCCACUUCAACCAAUGUAAAGCAUAUCUUCAUAUAGCUAGCUUUGUGCAACGGGUCAUCGUCAUGGUGGGACAGGUUUGAGUUUUCUAGUUCAAUUAAAGGGAAGAUUUCAUGCUACACCACCCAAAGACCUACACAAUUGUGUGCCUCUAUCUUUGUAGUAGCAAUUCAGGGAAGAAACACAUAUGACUAGAAAAGUCAGGUGUCCCAAUGGUUUGUCCGUUAAAAACUUUUAGAGAAAUGUAUAGUCCCUAUUUGAUAAGAAAAGCUAAUUAUAGUGAUACGAUAACGAUAGAUUGGAGGUAAAAAUACCAAUGAGUACAAUUUAAACGGCCAUUUACACAUAUCUUCUCAUCAGUAAACAUGGAGGGAUUUUAUUAGCGAUGUUUGUUGUAAGGGUGUGGAUUUGCAACGUGAAGUUCACAGAGGACUGAAGGGCAUUCGAGCAUAAUGUCUCAGCACACUGAAGAAAAUAUAGAGUCCAUUUGUUGACUGAUAUUUGUAAAGUCUUGUUGUAGCCUCUUUUUUUUUUGCACACCCAUCUUCUUCUUCUUCUUCUUCUUUCUCCAUCUCCAAACUACUCUGGCCUUUACAUCUGCCUCUUUCAAACCAACUACCUGCAUGUCUUUCCUCACCACAUCCAUAAACCUCGUCCUUGGUCUUCCUCUUUUUCUGAUGUGCAGAAAAUGUAUUAUCACUAACUCCACUCCUUAAUCCAGCUUUAAACUGUAACUUGACCAUUUUGGACAAUUUAAGUCGUAAAAAUUAAAACAAAAAUUUGGAAAUUA
Silurus meridionalis is the source of this 4461-nucleotide messenger RNA. RefSeq names its product protein sel-1 homolog 3. The record is from RefSeq and is a predicted model, not a curated record. The transcript is spliced from 23 exons. NCBI's taxonomy places the organism in Eukaryota, Metazoa, Chordata, Actinopteri, Siluriformes, Siluridae. Bases 151 to 3282 code for a protein of 1043 amino acids. Gene Ontology annotation, molecular function: protein binding.